AUGAAAAGUUCUGACUGUAAAUAUUUAUGUGUUAGUAAUGGAAGCAAAAUUGCUCUUUUUAAUCGUCUUCGUUCACAAACAGUUUCUACAAGAUAUUUGCAUGUAGAAAAUGGUUGUUUUCAUGCAAGUUCGACAAAAUGGGGAGCUUUCCAUAUUAAUUCUGAUAACCCCCAGCCUUUUACAACUAACAACUCAAAUAAUAAUCAAACCUCAACAAUUAUAACUUAUGGAUCUGUUAUUCAAUUAAUUGAUGCUCAAUCAAAUAUUGCAUUACCUAAACUUAGAAUAAGAAAAGUUGAUAAACAAAUGGUUUUGUUAGACCCUUCUAGUCAAGGUGAACCUGUCAGUCAAUUACACAAAUGUGCAUUCCAAAUGGUUGAUACAAGUGGAGGAGGUGCUGUUGUUGCCGGACAAGAAUCCCUUUAUUUGUGUUUAUCACACGAUAAAAUAAUUCAGCACCAAGCUGUCCGAAUAGACCCUAAUAGACAUCAAAUAAGUGAUGGGGCUGCUUGGACAAUAAUAUCCACCGACAAGAGUGAAUAUAGAUGGGCUGAGCCCUUAGCCAAUAUUGGAUCUUUUGCCCGUCUGCCAAUUACCCCAAUGCCACAAUUACAUAAUUUAAAUAUUUCCAGUUUAAAUACAGAAACAAAUAAUGGAAUUAAAUCGGAAAUUCCAACAAAUAUCGAAUUAAAUGGUUCCAACUUUUCCCCUUCAAUACGGGUAUGGAUUGGAGCUACCCCAACAGAAACAAUUUUUUGUUCUUCUGAACGUUUAAAUUGUUCAAUUCCUUUUUUAAAUUUAAUUUGUUCGGAUUUGGGAUUUAACACAGAAACAGCCAUUUUGGCUAAUUCAAAUAAUGGAAAUGAAAAAUUAGAUGUUCCUAUUUUACUUGUUAGAGAAGAUGAUUCUGUUGUUUUUCCGACUUCUUUAAGCUUUACUUAUAGCUUGACUGGGUGA
This is a messenger RNA of Meloidogyne enterolobii, 957 nucleotides long. NCBI's taxonomy places the organism in Eukaryota, Metazoa, Nematoda, Chromadorea, Rhabditida, Meloidogynidae. The record is from the annotation of a GenBank genome assembly.